This is a messenger RNA of Pollicipes pollicipes, 2566 nucleotides long. RefSeq names its product nucleolar protein 10. Gene Ontology annotation, biological process: maturation of SSU-rRNA from tricistronic rRNA transcript (SSU-rRNA, 5.8S rRNA, LSU-rRNA). Gene Ontology annotation, cellular component: nucleolus; small-subunit processome; nucleus. NCBI's taxonomy places the organism in Eukaryota, Metazoa, Arthropoda, Thecostraca, Pollicipedomorpha, Pollicipedidae. The transcript has a single exon. The record is from RefSeq and is a predicted model, not a curated record. The coding region runs from base 177 to 2240 and encodes 687 amino acids. Gene Ontology annotation, molecular function: protein binding.
ACAUUAGUUGACUCUUGAGCGCCACAAAGCGCACAGGCACGGAAUGCCGCCGAGCACGUUGUAAUCGCUGUGGAAUGGAAGUCUGUGGGCCGCGGUGCGUUACUACAAGCUUAGUUUUUGGUUAGUUGCCCCCUGGAUAAGUAAACUAAAGCUUGAAGGUUAAACUUGACUGCAACAUGCAGGUUUCGAACCCAAACAACAUCAAGAUCUACAAUCUAACAGCAGGCAAAUCACUGCCCGACUGGCUGUCGGAAAAGAAAAGACGAGCUCUUCUCAAGAAAGAUGUGGAGAUAAGUAGGAGAAUCGAGUUGAUACAGGAUUUUGACAUGCCAGGCGUGAGCUCCUGCAUAGGUUUGUCACCAGAUCAGCAGUACAUUGUGGUGACAGGAAUGUACAAACCAACAAUGAAGUGCUAUGAUGUGAACGAGCUUUCACUGAAGUUUGAACGCUGCUUUGACAAUGAAGUUGUCAAGUUUGAAUUCCUGAGCGAUGACUUCAGUAAGCUCAUAUUCUUGCAGCAAGACAGAUACAUUGAGCUGCACACCAAGGGGGGUCGGUACUUUCGGCUCAGGGUUCCAAAGUACAACAGAGACAUGGCAUACCACAAAGAGUCGUGUGACCUGUACAUUGCAUGUUCUGGGAGUGAGAUGUAUCGUCUGAACCUUGAAAGGGGUUGCUUUCUUAGUCCCCUUCAGACAGAAGCCACAUGUGUCAAUGUCUGCAAAAUCAACAAAGAUCAUCAGCUCCUUAUGGCAGGCACACAGGAGGGAAAAAUUGAAGCAUGGGAUCCAAGAUCACGGACAAGAUGUGGAGUCUUGGACUGUGUUGCAGGUGCUUUGGAGGCCAACCCUGAACUAGAGGAUGCACCUAGUGUCACUGCCUUGGAGAUGAAUGGGGCCCUUCAAAUUGGUGUGGGUCUGAGCACAGGUCAGGUGCUGUUGUAUGACAUUAGGUCAGACAAGCCCUUGAGGGUGAAAGACCAUUACAAUGAGCUCCCCAUCAAAGACAUCAGGUUCCAGAACAACAUGGACCUGGUCAUGUCCAUGGAUGCCAAAGUGGUCAAAAUAUGGGACAGUGAUUCAGGCAACCCCUACACAUCCAUCUCCUCUGAUAAGCAGUUGAACAAUUUGUGCACAGUGCCCAACACUGGACUGCUCUUCAUUGCCAAUGAAGCUCAGAAGGUGCAGACCUACUAUGUUCCAUCCAUUGGCCCUGCUCCCAAGUGGUGCAACUUCCUUGAUAACCUCACAGAAGAGCUGGAGGAAUCUGAGGUCACCACCAUCUAUGACAACUAUAAGUUUGUGACACGACAAGAACUUGAUGAUCUGGGUCUUACGCACCUCCUGGGCACAAAUCUGCUCCGAGCAUACAUGCAUGGCUUCUUUGUCGACAUACGGCUCUACAAGAAGGCCAAGUCCGUGGCUGAUCCUUUCGCUUUCGAAGAGUACCGAAAGAAAAAGAUCAAGGAGAAGCUAGAUGCCACUAGGGACAACCGCGUCAAGCUGACAAAGCUGCCUGCUGUCAAUAAGGAGAUUGCAUUGAAACUGAUGAACGGUGCCAAAUCCUCCAACAUCAAGAAGAGGAAGUCGACGCAGGGCCUGCUAGAGGACGAACGCUUCAAGGCGAUGUUCCAGAACCCCGACUUCACCGUAGAUCGCGAGUCCGAAACCUUCAAGCUCCUGAACCCGGUGCUGAGUUCGAUGGAAGACCAACGCGCGGCGAAGCUGGAGCGCAAGAUGCGGCUGGCCGAGGAACGUCGGCGGCAAGAGGAGGAGCAGCGCCGGGAGCGGGAGGAGCCGGAGGGCCGACCGAGCUCAGAGGAGGACGACGACGAUGAUGACGACGAGGGUAGCUCUGACGAGGAAACCUACCAGACGGAGCGGCUUCGGCGCCAGCGGCAGCGCCAAGAGGAGGAGCGGCGAGCGCGGCCGGAGUUGGUGCCGAACCCGGCGGCGCGGCCCGUCCGCGUGCUGGAGGGCGACAGCGUGCGCGAGAUCACGGGCGGCGACCGACGCGAGAAGCGCGCCAGCCUCGGCGAUCGCCUGCGGCGCCAGCAGAGCGCGGGCACCGUGCAGCACGUGGGCGGCUUCGGCAACCGGCAGAUGUCGUUCGCGGUGGGUAAGAAGAAGCGCGACCCCAGCCGGCGCGAGGAGGCGCUGCGGCACCAUGCCGAGCGGCGCAAGAUCCGACGCUCGGCCAGCGCGCUCGGCAAGACCUCCGGAAGCUUCAAGAACGCGUAAACGCCGGCGGGCCGUCAGGGGGUGGCCGGAUUAUCGCGCUGACUGGCGUCGGCUUUGAGGGAUAUUGUACCUGUAUAUAUUUGUGAUACGACUGCAUCAUGUCCCCUUGUCCAUUUCGUGCUGCGAUGUCAUCAGCCGUUUGUGCUUUAUGGUGAAUCUGUGAUGGCUGCAAUACAUCGUUACUGGUGCAUUUUCUUUUUUUAACGAAGUUCCUAACUCGCCGCAACAUCAACGGAAGACAUGGACCACCCUUCGAAGAACGGCAGGCGUUGACAAAUUUGCUGAAUGUGAAACUGACGAGCAGACUGCCGCCUUGAUAGGUACAC